AUGCAGCUGGUGGCAUUUACUGUUCUCUCCUCCACUCUGCUGCUUCUAGCAGUGAUCCCUUCUGUGUAUCUACAGCCAGAUUGUUCUCAAGCCGAGUCAUGUGACCUGUGUGUCGGCGAUUCCAUGCUCAACCUGACAGGCUGUGUCUGGAGGCUUUGUCCAAAUGGCAAUGAUACAGGCAUGUGUGUGACCGAUGAAGGGGAUUCGGCAGACAACGGCAUGAACUGUAGCUGGACCAGAGUGUCUGAAUUGUGCACAGUUGUAGAGACUGUCGCUGCGGGAGGUGGUGAAACCGUUUCAGGUGAUGACAGCAACACCAACUCCUCCCCCGAGUUCUCCCAGGCCAAGUUCGACAUGUCCAGCUUCAUAGGCGGCAUCAUACUCGUGCUAUGUCUGCAGGCAGGCGGAUUCUUCGCCAUGCGCUUCCUCAAAUCCAAAGAGCAGAGCAGCUACGACCCCAUAGAGCAGCCACAGUGAAGACAAGAUAAAUGACGGACAAGCAGACGGUGCAGAGAAGGACAGCAGAACGGUGACUCAUCUGGUUAUGACGACAAGAUUUUUUUCCCUCUCCCUUUUUCCCCCUGUCGUUUUUUUGGUCUGGUCCCUGUGUGUACCCCCUGGGGGAUGGGUGUGUUUGUACGAGGACAUAUUCCCAAAAUACUGCAUUGUGUAACAAGUGUCUGUGCAUGAGCUCACUGCAGUAUUUACAGUUCACGAUCAGUGUGUUAGAUGCACGA
Messenger RNA from Pelmatolapia mariae (spotted tilapia), 737 nucleotides. It is a transcript of the gene cd164l2, whose product is annotated as CD164 sialomucin-like 2. Bases 1 to 477 code for a protein of 158 amino acids. The transcript is spliced from 6 exons. NCBI's taxonomy places the organism in Eukaryota, Metazoa, Chordata, Actinopteri, Cichliformes, Cichlidae. Gene Ontology annotation, cellular component: cytoplasmic vesicle. The record is from RefSeq and is a predicted model, not a curated record.